Molecule: messenger RNA, 4737 nt
Organism: Branchiostoma belcheri (Belcher's lancelet)
Lineage: Eukaryota; Metazoa; Chordata; Leptocardii; Amphioxiformes; Branchiostomatidae
Product: WASH complex subunit FAM21-like
Exons: 34
Coding region: 18-4265 (1415 amino acids)
Biological process (GO): protein localization to endosome; retrograde transport, endosome to Golgi
Cellular component (GO): WASH complex; early endosome
Molecular function (GO): phosphatidylinositol phosphate binding; retromer complex binding
Source: RefSeq, a predicted model, not a curated record
CACAAGUUCAAUCCAAGAUGGCGCCGCCACCUCCCCCACCGCCACCGCCGCCUCCUCCACCCGACUCUACCGGCGCUCCUGUACCGCCACCGCCUCCCAGCCAACCCGGAAUGACCAAUGGCCCAACAGCCACAGCACCUGGUCAGUCCAAUGGCCCAGUGACGGCUGAAGCCAGCAUGAAUGGGUCAGACCCAACCCCUACUGGACCAUCCUGGGAGAGACCCUGGACACUGGACGAGCUUAGGACAGGAAGCACCAACUGGUCACUGGCAUCCGAUGCAGGUCUUCUGUUGCAUCUAAGAGAGUUCUCACAGCGGAUGAUCUCCAGAACACACGAGAUGGGGAAACAAGUAGACGGCCUGAUGCAUGAGAUGAAGGCCACAGACACCAGGGUCCACAAUGUCUUCAACAGCUUCCUAAUGCUGGCCAACACUCAGUUUGUAGAAAAUCGUGUGUAUGACGAAGAUGUCAGUGAAGACAAAAACAAGAGUGAGAAUGAAGAGAAGAAGACAGAUCAGGAAAAGACCAGAGAGCAGAGAGAAGCUGAGCUGAUCCCCAAAGUGGCAGAGGCACUGGGGUACGGACUGAGUGUGAUUGACAAUGCAUUUGAGACCCUCGACAUCAAGGCUGGGCAGUCCGACUCUGAAGAUGAGGAAACUGGUUACAAAGCAGAACCCAUCCUGGAAGCCAAGGACCCGUACGUGCACCGCCCCCUCCCCUGUAUCAUCGGUUCUCAGGCAUUCAUAGAAGACGAUGAGGUCGGACUUGGAGAUGUCGCCAGCGAGGAUGAAGAGCUUGCCAGUGACCAUGGCAGUGUCAGUGAGUCUGAGAGUGAAAAGGACAUGUCUGGUUCUGACUCAGAGUCUUCUGGGUCUGAAGAGGAAGAGAGUGGGUCAGAAGAGGGAGUCAAACAUGGAAAGAGCAGGGCAAAAAAGGUUGACAGUGAUGAGGAAGAAGGUGAAUUAUUUGGUGCACCAUCAGAUGAGGAGGAGUCUGGGGAGGAAGAGGAGGAGGGAGAUCAACCUCAGAAGGCUGGAGGUUUUGCCGCUGAGCUGGCCUCCAGGAUUGGCGGAGCUCCUAUACCUCAGCCAGAGUCUGACGAGGACAACUGGGAAGAAGAAAAGAAGACAAAGAAAGAGGAGAAGAGGGAGAGGACAGAGUCUACUUCCAGUAAAGGCUCGAAGACAGGGAAAAAGGAGAAGAAGUCAAAGUCAAAGAAGAGAACAAAGACUAAAGAAGAAGAUGACCUGUUUGGUCCUCCUCCAAUGGAAGAGGAAGAGGAUUCACCAUUUGGUGGGAAGGGACUGUUCAGUGGAGGGGGAGGGCUUUUUGAUGACGAGCCUUCGGGUGGUGGCAAAGGUUUGUUUGAUGAUGAUGCACCAAGUGCAGAGCCAGAGGCAGAACCAGAACCAGAGCCUACUCAGACCAAGAAAGAGGCCGCCAGAACCAGAAGUGGGAGAAAGUUGCCUGCAGGCGCAGUGUCGUUAUUUCAAGGUGGAGAUGAUGACCUGUUUGCAUCUAGUCCUCCUAAGGAGACCAAACAGCCUAGUGUGCCAAAGGCUGCCAGCAGUGGUGGUCUGUUUGAGGCAGAAGAUGAUGAUGAAGACCUCUUCUCAAUGGGUGGUGCAACUAAGCCACCUCCUCUCAAGAAAGAAGAGUCCAAACCGAAGCCUAAGGCAGGGUUUGACUUGUUUGGUGAGGAUGAUGAAGAGGAGGAGGGGGAGGGAGGGGGGCUGUUUGGAGGGGCACCAGCUGCCAAGCCUGCUGCACCAGAACAGAAGAAACAGGAGGAAGCGCCCCAGAAAAAGCUGCCACCUGGUGCAGUGUCCAUGUUUGGUACGGGAACCAAUCCUCUAGCUUCAGCCAUUGCUGCCAGGAGGAAAUAUAGUUCUGACGAAGAAGAGUCAGAUAAGGAACAAGAAGAAGAAAAAGUAGAAACACAACAGGAAAAGAAGCCAGAGACAUCCAGGCAAGAGGAGGAACCAAAGAAGAGUCUGUUUCAGCCACCUCCCCUUGAAGAUCAGCCCAAACCCAAGUCUGGCGGGUUGUUUGAUGAUGAUGAUGAUGAUGACCUGUUUGGCAGUGUCCCUGCCAAGAAAGCGUCAGUCAAGUCGCCGGCUGUCACGCAGACUAAGUCCCAGCCUAAGAAGCCUGCAGCCGGGCUGUCGUUGUUUUCAGACGAAGAGGAAUCAGGUGAUCUGUUCGGUGGUUCUGCUCCAGCGGUAAAGGAACCAGAGAAGAGGCCAGACUCAAAAGAGACUGCAGAUACCAAGACUGGAAAGUCCAGUCUGUUUGAGGAUGAAGGAGACGACUUGUUUAGUGCUGGUGUCAAAGCAAACAACAGUAGGAAGAAGCCACCAGGAGGUGUGGACCUUUUUGGAGGGGCUGAUGUAUUUGGCAGAGAUAAAGUAGGAAAGACGGAGGUGGAUGAAUCAAAAACAGCCCUGCCUAAACCCAAGCAGAUCAGCAUGUUCGAUGAAGAUGAGAAAGAUGAUGAUUCAGCUUCCACCAAGAGCCAGGAGUCCUUUGGCAAAGCCUCGCUUGCUUCCAGUGACAGCGGCGGCCGAUCCUCAACCACUCCUGCCGAGAAGCCAGCUGGUCCCCUGGGGCUGUUUGGUGAUGAUGUUGAAGCAGAUGGCGGACUCUUCUCCUCACCUGCAGCCAACAAGGACACCAAGACAAAAAAGCAAGACAAGCCUGCCAAACAGGCGAAGAGUCUGUUUGCUGACGAGGAUGUGCUGUUUGGGGGACAGGAGGAGACGCCUGAUGUGGACCUCUUCAGCUCCUCAAGCUCGUCCAAGCCUGCACCAAAGCAUGACCCAGAGGAGAAGCCUGCUGCCCAACCUGCUAAACCUGCCGGGGGAGGCAUGUUUGGGGAGGAGGAUGAGGAGGAGGACUUUUUCUCCUCAAAACCAUCAGCAGAGAAACAGGCUACCACACCUUCUCCUGAGGAGAAGAAGCCAAAGAAACUGGCUGGAGCCGUGUCCAUGUUUGGUGGCAUCGACCCUGCAGCACUGCUGAAGAAAAAAGUGCCUGCUGAGAAGAAGGAAGCUGCAUCUGACCCACUUCUUGGUGAGCAGCCAUCUCCUUCUCCAACUUCUGAAGAGUCUUCACCAGUAGUUCAAGAGGAAAAGCCUGUCAAGCCUGAAGGGUUCAAGUCUGUGAAGCCUCCUAAAGGGAGGCAGGCAUCCUCGGCUAUUGGCAAACUGCAGGCCAGUCUUGCCAUAAACCCCAGUGCCAUGCUGCCAGGUGCAGCCCCACCUGUGAAAGAACCAGAGUCUGUACCUGUCUCCUUUGACCAGCCCAUGCAGACAAAGACUCUAGAGAGCUUGAGCAAGGAUCGUGCCAAAAUCCAGACCAAGCGAAGACUGCCGUCCAGGAGAGGUCGAAGGGCAGGCGCAGGUCAGCAGAGGGACAGUACGACAUCCCCGGACUCCCCUUCCGACCUCAGCUCUGCCCUCCCGCAACCAACUGGACCUCCAAGCCUGUUUGAAAAUGAGGGAGAAUCUACUACAGCCAAGGACACUCCUGCUGUAUCUGUGGGAGGCAGCAAGGAUGAGACAGAUGACAUGGAUGACAUCUUCGGUAGUUCCAAAAAAUUAGCAAAGCCAGCAUCGUCAAAAGCCUCGUUAGAUGAAGACCUCUUUGGAUCAGCCCCGGCAGCAAGUAUUACAAAAGGAAGUUUAGAAGGUGACGACUUAUUUUCAUCAGUCUCAACAAGAACUCCACCACCACUGAGUGCUAACAAUACAAGUGCUGAGGCUGACUUGUUUUCAGCGGCCAAAACUCAACCUGUUCAAGAGAAAAAGAGCAGUGACCUGUCAACAGGCAAUGAUGAUGACCUGUUCUCAGCACAGUCCAGUAAAUCUACAGUCACAGCGCCCAAGAAAACUGGAAAACUGGGAGAGAUGCCAGAGGAUGACAUCUUUGCUACUGAAGCAGCCAGCACCAGUACAAAGCCAAAGAAAUACAAGGCGGUAACCCCAGAGAGCAGCCUGUUUUCUGAUGACACAAACAUCUUUGCUGAUAUUCCUGCUACCAAACCCAAGGAGAAGAAGAAAAAGACAACCAAGGCCACAACCAAGACCAAAGGUCUGUUCAAGGAUGAGCUUGUGGAUGACAUAUUUGCAGAGGCAGGCAGUAAUGUGUCCAAGAAGGCCAAAUCCAAGAAAAAGCCAGCAAAGAAGACAGAGCCUCAAGGAGACAUCUUUGAUGAUGAUACAACAGAUAUUUUUGCAGAUCCCCUCAAUGUGAUGAAGAAAUAGUAGCAACAGGCUGUGUCAGUUUUAUGUUUUAAAAGCAUAUGUAAAUAAUUCCUUAGAAAUACCAAGUUUGACGAGAUAACUUGAUAACUUUAUACAAUUAUAAAUCAUCAACCCUUUUUGUGUCAGCAGAUUGUGUCCAAUAUGGUUAAUAAAGAGAGUUUUUGCUCAUGACAUUGCUAUAAUAAUUUAUGCUGCUGGAUUUCAUUUUUCAUUAUAAUGAUAAUUACUUAUGUGCAUGUCAUGUCUAAUGUUUUCCUCGCAAUCAUGCUCAAUCAAACAUGGCUGAUUUCUUUUGCAUUUAUAAUACAAUAUUUUCACAUUGAACUUCAAACCUUUGCAAUGUUAGCUCUGUUUAUACAAUCUGGUCAUAUGAUCUGGGUUAAGCCAAUGUUACUACCAGUAUUUAAUACAUCAAAUCAGGCAAUCUCUAAUUGUGAUUGAUAUGAACAAAAUAAAAGAGCCAUGCACUUCA